Messenger RNA from Guyanagaster necrorhizus, 1420 nucleotides. RefSeq lists its product as uncharacterized. NCBI's taxonomy places the organism in Eukaryota, Fungi, Basidiomycota, Agaricomycetes, Agaricales, Physalacriaceae. The coding region runs from base 269 to 1126 and encodes 285 amino acids. The record is from RefSeq and is a predicted model, not a curated record. The transcript is spliced from 21 exons.
AACCUGGACAUACUCCGACUCUGUACAAAAUAAAAAUUCCUUUCCCUCCUGUACUUGCAGUAGUAUAGAGCCUUAUUGAUGGAAAAAUCCACGGCGCACAGAAGAAUAGACAUGCUCGAAUCUACUCUAAUACGGGGAGAAAAUUUAAAGCCCUGUGCCGGAGAUCUCCUGUAAUAUCGCAGCUAAUUGUAAUUGGCAGAUCUACAAUAUCUCAAAAAGUCUUGGGCCGUCGUCGCAUCAUGUUUCGUGUCCUUUCCUCACAGCGUCCAUGGCGGAAAGUUUCAAUGCGACCUUUGGCUGUAUGUUUAUCGCUUUCACGAUAGACUUGAUGUGCUACGGUGCCGGUAUGCUCGUAGUACUCCAAUAUUUUCGUGGCAACUUAUGGUCGGCGGACUCAUCCAUGGUCAAGUUAAUGGUUCUCUCGCUCGGAUUCUUGGCUACGACGCACAUCGUGACGUUCAUUGCAUGGGCAUAUGAGGAUCUCAUAAACCGGUUUGGAGACUUGGCGGAGCUGGAUAGUAUGCCGAGAACGGCCCUGGUUCAACUAUUAGCUAUUUAUAUGGUAUCAUUCAUCUCGCAGGUCUUCUUUACGUCGCGGAUAUACUACUUAACGCACAACUGGUUGCUGGCUGGACCAGUGGGUCUUCUUGCCUUGACAAACAUCAGCGCUGGACUCGCCCAAACGACCCUCGCCGGUAUCGGCGGUACCUUUAGCCAUCUCGUUCACACAGAGAAAGUUACGAGCCUCCAAUCCGCAUCCACCGCCGCGUGCGACAUGGCUAUCACUGUCAUCCUGUGCUGGAUCUUCCAUACCAAGCGAACGGGUAUCAAAUCAACCGACAACCUCCUUGACAACCUAAUCAUCCUCGCCAUAAACCGUGGGGCAAUCACCAGUCUAGCCGCAUUGCUGAAUUUGAUUCUGUUUGUAUGGCGUCCGGAGGCGAUGAUUUUCAUGAUCCCGCUUCUUCCAAGUUGCCAAUUCUAUGUCCUUUCUGUUGUGGGCAGCCUGAAUUACAGGAGAAAUAUGCGGGAGAAAUCGGGCAGUUCCCACGAAGUCCCUCUCGAACCUAUCUCAGGGAGCCAGCACAAUCCAGGGGCUGUCCGUGUGGUACGUGUUUCCAAGUGACUUCUAGCCGAAAUACCAAUACCGUAUAUUGCAGACAACAUCCGUGGUUACAUGGAAGGAUGGAACGAGAAGCUCAGAUAAGGAUAGCGAACGGAAGUACCAUGCUGAUGCGGUAUAGCGCCCCAGGUUUGGCAGAAUAAAAAUUCCCGUUUUUCUUCUUUAUUGCAAGAUUAUGAUUUCGUGUGUGUAUAGAACUACUUCAUCGUUACUCGUACCGGCUUUCUAUAUAUUUGUCAUAGGCAGGCAUCGAUCCUUAUCCGGGGUCUAAGCUAUAUGCCGCGGCCAAUAUCCGAU